CCAAGAGGCAACAGAAAACAUGGUGCAUCAUUUAUCAUCACUAGAGCAAUUACAGGUCCUGCAUUGUUUGUGCUCCGAUACAUCUGGUACAGCCCUGCAAAGUUUUCUCUUCCCACUGGACUGGUUCGUCUAGUUAGUAAGCAGAUCAAUUGGCACCUAGUACUUGCAAGCAAUGGUAAACUGUUGGCAGUUGUUCAAGACCAAUGUGUAGAAAUCAGGUCUGCUAAAGAUGACUUUGGAUCCAUAGUUGGAAAAUGUCAAGUGCCAAAGGAUCCUAACCCUCAGUGGAGACGAGUGGCGUGGAGUCAUGAUUGUACGUUACUUGCUUAUGCUGAAAGCACUGGAACAGUGAGAGUGUUUGACUUAAUGGGUAGUGAGCUUUUGGUCAUUACACCGACAGCAAGUUUUCCAGGGGAUCUGAGUUAUGCUAUUGCUGGAUUGAUCUUUCUAGAAUAUAAAGCAAGUGCCCAAUGGUCAGCUGAACUGCUUGUCAUUAAUUAUCGUGGAGAACUGAGAAGUUAUCUUGUAAGUGUUGGAACAAAUCAAAGCUUUCAAGAAAGUCAUAGUUUCAGCUUUAGCACUCAUUAUGCCCAUGGAAUAACUACUGUAAUUUAUCAUCCUGGUCACAGACUUCUGCUUGUAGGAGGCUGUGAAACAGAUGAAGAUGGAGUAUCUAAAGCAGCUGGUUGUGGGAUAUCUGCUUGGAGAGUUCUGUCAGGCUCUCCCCAUUAUAAACAGGUCACUAGCUAUGAAGAUGACAUUAGAACAGUAAGUAUAAAAGGAUUAUUCAGGAUUAUGAAUUUAAGAUUUUACAGCAGACGGGGAACGGAACAGGAUGGAGUUUUCAAGAUGAAUCUUUCUCCUGAUGGAGCUCUUCUGGCAGCUAUUCAUUUCUCAGGAAAACUGACAAUCUGGUCUAUUCCAUCUCUCAGACAACAAGGAGAAUGGGACCAAACUGAUCAGCCGGGUUAUGAUGACAUCAACCCAGACUGGAGACUCUCUAGUGAAAAAAGAAAGAAAAUAAAAGAUAAAGAAGCCUAUUACCCAUUGAUAGACGUAAAUUGGUGGGCAGAUAAUUCUGUCAUCCUGGCUCGCUGCUCUGGUGCAUUGACUGUGUCAUCAGCGAAGACGCUAAGAAACUUGCUUGGAAAGUCAUGUGAAUGGUUUGAGAGUUCUCCUCAGGUCACUUCAGCUCACGAUGGAGGAUUUCUAAGUCUGGAGUGUGAGAUAAAACUCGUUCCAAAAAGAUUACGCUUGGAGAGCAGGCCUGGUGAUGAAGAUGAGGGAGAAGAUGACUCUGACUCAGAUGAUGAAACUUCUGCUAAGGACAGAUACUUCAGCUACCUAAAGCAAGGCCUGUACUUUGUGACCGAAAUGGAACGAUUUGCACCUCCACGGAAACGUCCACGUACUAUUACAAAGAAUUUCCGCCUUGUCAGUUUGAGAUCCACAACUCCAGAGGAGCUGUACCAGAGAAAAAUUGAUAAUGAAGAAUAUGGGGAAGCUUUGUCUUUGGCUCAAGCAUAUGGCCUUGAUUCUGAUCUUGUGUAUCAAAGACAGUGGAGGAAGUCAGCUGUUAACGUCGCUUCAAUUCAAGACUACUUGAGCAAAAUUAAGAAGCGUGCAUGGGUUCUUCAUGAGUGCUUGGAAAGAGUUCCAGAGAAUGUGGAUGCUGCUAAGAAGCUGCUGCAAUAUGGCUUGAAAGGCACAGACUUGGAGGCUCUUGUGGCCAUAGGAAAAGGAGAAGAUGGCGGCAGAUUUAUCUUACCGGGUGAGGUGGACAUUGAAAUUCCCUAUGAAGACUUUUUGUCACCAGAUGAGGAAAUGGAUACUAGAAAGGAAAAAGAGGCCAGGAAGCAUCAAGAACUGCUAUUAUCAGUAAACUUCUCAAAGCUGUCACUGGAACAAAAAGAACUCUGCCGUAGCCGGCUGAAGCUGUUAACUUACCUUGAUCGCCUUGAAACCUACAAGGAAAUCCUUGGAGGGCCUCAUGCAGCUGAACAGCACUAUGAUGGUGAAUUCUUCAAGAAGUUCAGAAAUCAGAAUAUUGUACUUUCAGCAAGAACUUAUGCUCGGGAAAGCAAUGUCGGAGCCCUGGAAAUUUUGUUUACUUUCCAUGGAUCAGCUUUACUGCCACACAGACAGGCAAUUCUCUCCAAUUUUCCAGAGACUACUUCCCCACAUGAAUAUGCUUUAUUGUUGCCUGAAGCUCGUUACAAACAGGGGACAUUGAAAAUUCUUCCUUGGAAUGAACAGAAACAUCGUGAAGAAGACUGGUGUGAAAAAGCAGAAUGCAGGAUGAUUGUUGAACCAACCUUACAAGAUGAAGGUGAAUUUCUGUAUGAAACACAACCUGAGUUACUGAAGUACAGGACUACAGACCUUUCAGUAGAUCUCGUUACCGAUUGGUAUUUGAGCAGAGCACAGGAAAUUGAAAAAUAUGCCAUGCAG
This is a messenger RNA of Tauraco erythrolophus (red-crested turaco), 2451 nucleotides long. NCBI's taxonomy places the organism in Eukaryota, Metazoa, Chordata, Aves, Musophagiformes, Musophagidae. The record is from RefSeq and is a predicted model, not a curated record.